AUGUCAGAAACUAAGGAGCAGCUCGUUCAAAAAGCCAAACUCGCCGAACAGGCUGAGCGUUACGAGGACAUGACUCGUGCGAUGAAAGAAUUCACGGAGCUUGGUGGAGAGUUGUCGAACGAGGAACGCAAUCUGCUCUCGGUCGCCUACAAGAACGUGGUUGGAUCGCGCCGAUCUUCGUGGCGUGUGGUCAGCGCAAUUGAGCAAAAGGUGGAGGGGAACGACAAGAAGCAAGAGCUCGCAAAAGAAUAUCGCGAGAAGAUCGAAAAGGAGCUACGCGAUAUUUGCUUGGAAGUUUUGGAUUUGCUCGACAAGCACUUGAUUGCAAAGGCUGAGAAUGUUGAGAGCAAAGUUUUCUACCUCAAGAUGCAGGGCGACUACUAUCGCUACUUAGCUGAAGCAGCCUCGGGAGACGAGCGUCAAGGAGUGGUUCAGAAAUCUGAGCAAUCCUACCAGAAAGCUCUCGACUUGGCCAAAGAACAGAUGCCGCCCACUCAUCCAAUUCGACUCGGACUGGCACUCAACUUUUCUGUAUUCUUUUACGAAAUCCUAAAUGCUCCUGACAAGGCUUGCAUUCUUGCAAAACAGGCUUUCGAUGAUGCCAUCGCUGAACUGGACUCACUCAACGAAGACUCAUACAAGGAUUCGACUCUUAUCAUGCAGCUUCUUCGCGACAAUCUUUCCCUGUGGACGGAGAACGCCGAUGACAGCCAGACCGAAGAGCAGCCAGAACAGCCAACAAUGGAA
Molecule: messenger RNA, 747 nt
Organism: Mesorhabditis belari
Lineage: Eukaryota; Metazoa; Nematoda; Chromadorea; Rhabditida; Rhabditidae
Source: the annotation of a GenBank genome assembly